AUGUCGGGCGUGGACACGCUUGCGCCGUCGGUGAAAACGGUGAGCGACAGCGGAGGGGCAUCGAGCGACGAUGACGGGGCAGCGGUGAGCGUGAGCUCGACGACGACCGGCCGUGACGGCAAGCGGAAGCGGCACUCGCUGCACAAGACGUCGUGCGAGCUGUGCAAGCAGCGCAAGGUCAACCGGACAUACGGCUCCGAUCUCGAGGCCAAGGUGAACCGUCUGGACGCCAUGCUGCGGCUUCUGGGUCGUCGAGUCGAAGACCACAACACGGCCCACGGCCAGGCCGGCCCAGUCGGCAGCGACAUGUCCACGCCAGCCAGCAUGUCCUCGAGCAGCCAGUCCUCAAUGCUGGACCUCUUCUCCGUCGAUCUCGGCAUAUCGUCGUAUGCCCGAGGCCCGGCACAACAGCAGCGCAUGCAGCAGCCGAGUCCGUCGCCAUCGAGCAGCCAGAUCCAACAAGGGCCCGGCCCUCGCCGCUGUCCCAGUCCCAGUCGCUCACACCGCUGUGGCCCGCCACCACCACCUGCCUCAGCGUCGUCUCCACCGGUCGGUGACGCGGCCCUCGUGUCGGAUCCUGACCUGCCCGAACCUGAGAUCGUGUACACGCUCGUGGACCUGUACUUCAAACACGUCAACACAUGGUGUCCGAUCCUCGACCGCAAGGCCACCUUUGCCGCCUUCUUCGGCUCCACCAUGCUGACCGAGGCCAAGCGCACGCUGCUGCACGCCGUCAUCGCGACGACGCUGCGCUUCUGCCGCGACCCGCGCAUGCCGCCGGCUCGCAAGGCGCAGUUCCAUCGCCUGUCCAAACAGCGGGUUGAGCACUACGCCCUGGAACACGUCAACCUCGAGGCCCUGGAGGCGCUUGUCAUCCUGUCGCUGGACGUGCUGGGCACGUCCAACGGGCCGCUGGGCUGGAACUUGCUGGCCAUGAUCGUCCGCUCUGUCAUCCAGCUCGACCUGUGCACAGAGAGCAGCGUCUUCCUGGCUGCUACCUCAACUCCGCGCACUGGUUCCAUCCGCCGUGUCGUCCUGCUGGAGCCGACCAGCUGGAUCGAGGACGAGAGUCGUCAGUGGCUCUGCUGGAUGGUCUACGUGCUCGAUCGCUACGCCACCGUCGCCACCUCCUUCGACUUCAUGCUCGACGACCGCUGCCUCCAUCUCGCUCUGCCCUGUCGUUACGACCUCUUCUCCAACAAUGUGCCGGUCCAGACUCGCUCCCCUCCAGCUGGGCCCGACCGCUCAGGGCGGUUCGCCCGCCAGCAGCAGCGCCAGCAGUGCCGCCCAGCAACUCUAGCAGCAACUACUAUGGCCCUGCUACCACCUCUGCCUCUGCUUCUGCCACCAACAUCAACACUGCUUCCUCCUCUUCCUUCUACCUCUCCCCCUCCGCCUCCACGCCCUCCGUCUUCCCCCCUGCUCCCCCCGUCCAACAACCCGCAGAACCUGGGCAAAGCUUUUCCCUACCACUGCGAGGUCCUUCGCAUUCUCUCCCCGCGUCCCACAACUUCCUCAAGGCCCCCCAUCGAUGUCACCUCCCCCCGUGCUGUCCAGGCUUGGCGCCACACCUUUCGCGCUCUUGACGGCGAGCUCAAUUCCUGGCUUCACGCCCUUCCUGGCGACCAAAACGCCGCCCAGCGUUGUCUAGGCGCCGUCCGCAGCCUUCGUGACAUCGCCGCCGACGUGCUCGAUACCAACGGCCUCAACCUCCUCGGUCCUCCCUUUGCCUUUGCCCUUUGGGUUAGCGCUCGCGUCCUCAUCGUCCAUGCCGCCGUCUACGAUCCCUCUGUCGUUGAUGGUGUCAUGGACUUCCUCAUCGAUACCCUCCGCCAGAUGGGCACUUACUGGGAGGUCGCUGCCACCUAUGCCCGCAUCCUCAGUGACAUUGUCGCCGAGGGCCGGCGCGGCGACCCAUCCUUUGCCGAGAUGCGAAGAUGUGCCUGCGAUGUCGUCGAUCUCGCCAACCGCCAGCGCCACUCCUCGCUCGAGCCCACUACCACUCGGCCUACUACCUCUCGCGAGCUCGACUACGUCGACGUCUUUGAUUUCUUCAACUAUCCCAAGGUCGCCGUCCCCCUCUCCGUCGCCCCCUCUCCGCUGCCCUACCUCUCCGUCGAGAAGGUCGCGGCCACUCCCGACAGAGGAGUCCCCGACUUCACUUUUGAGGCCCAGCGCCCCGAUGUUGACUGGCUGAGCUUCCAGCCACCGCAUGACUGA
Grosmannia clavigera kw1407 is the source of this 2220-nucleotide messenger RNA. Its product is annotated as c6 zinc finger domain containing protein. Bases 1 to 2220 code for a protein of 739 amino acids. The record is from RefSeq and is a predicted model, not a curated record. Gene Ontology annotation, cellular component: nucleus. Gene Ontology annotation, biological process: DNA-templated transcription. Gene Ontology annotation, molecular function: zinc ion binding; DNA binding. NCBI's taxonomy places the organism in Eukaryota, Fungi, Ascomycota, Sordariomycetes, Ophiostomatales, Ophiostomataceae. The transcript is spliced from 5 exons.